UGUCGGCGCUAAACCGGAAGCAGGAAGCCAACGAGAGUUUGACAGUUUAUUUACCCGUUAUAUAAAUGUAAACAUUCUAACGUUAGCAUUGCUAUUUGUAAAAAAAAAAAUACAGUAACUUUCGAUUAAAUAUUCUCAGGUGUUGGUAUUUCCCAGUCUACAUCCGACGAGACGCGAGGUUACGACCAACAGCAUUGGCAGUCAUCAUAAGUUAAAACUAAACUAGAUUUAUAUCUAACUUAUCAGUUAGCUAGCUAGCUCAGGGAUUGAUUUACAAUGGAAGAGGUAGUCAUCUGAACGUGUGCUAGCCACAUCACUUUUCUGCUCUGCAAACUGCUCGUUUGUUGCUAUACCAAAUGGUGCGGCUAGCUUGCAAGUCAAGUUGCUCAACGCAUGCUAGUAACAGCAGUACUAGCUAGCUACGUUUUUGUUGCUUGAUGAUGCGACUUUGUUUUCUAGACUCUGAAGACCCGUCCAUCCCGUCUCCAUCCUGCUCCACUAAACCCCAACCCACUGUGUCCCCGGGUCCUGACAGGAACCAUGGUGAUCAGAAAGACAAACCGCAGGGUCAGGAGAGGGUUACUGUGAGUCUGGACAUCAACAGUGAAACACCAACAUUUAAUAUCGUAGUCAAAGAAGAAGAAGACUGGGAACUAGAUAAUACAGGAGAGAGUCCCAUCCAUCACUCUGCAGCCGGGGAGAGUCCCUCUACAUCAGGAGAACCUGAACAACACCAGAUGAAACGCAGAACGAGGCAGAAAAAGACCCACCCAUGCCCAGAUUGUGGGAAACACUGCCAGACAUUAUCGGCACUACAAAUACACAUGAGAACCCACACAGGAGAGAAGCCUUAUACCUGCUCUGAGUGUGGGAAGGGCUUCACUCAUCAAUGUAGUUUGAGAUGCCACCACCAGAAGAAACAUUCUGAACAGAUUAAAACUGACCCGGAUGACAAGAUUGGCUGCUGUUGUGGACAAGAGUUUUCUUCCAAGAAUGUUCUGGAGGUUCACUUGAAGACAAACACUGGAGACAAGCCUUACACCUGCUGUGUGUGUAAGAAGACCUUUACUCAUAAAGCAUUACUGAAAGUACACCAGCGAUCCCACACAGGAGAGAAGCCUUUCUCUUGCUCUCUGUGUGAGAAGACCUUUACUCAUAAAGCAUUACUGAAAGUACACCAGCGAUCCCACACAGGAGAGAAGCCUUUCUCUUGCUCUCUGUGUGAGAAGACCUUUACUCAUAAAGCAUUACUGAAAGUACACCAGCGAUCCCACACAGGAGAGAAGCCUUUCUCUUGCUCUCUGUGUGAGAAGACCUUUACUCAAAAAGGAAAUUUGACAACACACGAGAAGUCGCAUGCCGGAGAGAAACAUCCUUGCUCAGUCUGUGGAAAGAGUUUCACUCAGAAAGGCUAUCUGAAGAUUCAUCAGCGGCUUCACUGUUCUGAAGGGGAGUUGAGUUCCUCUGUAUCAAGAGCACUUGAACACCGACAGAGGAGAGCUAAGGCAACUCACAGAUGCCCAGACUGUGGGAAGGAGUUCCCUCAAACAUAUUACCUGGACAGACACAUGAGAACACACACAGGAGAGAGGCCUUACCAGUGCUCUGUGUGUGGGAUGAGUUUCACGCAGAAAGGAAAUUUAAAAACGCAUCAGAAAGUGCACACAGGAGAUUAUCCCAGCUCCUGGUCCACUGGUGAGGGGAGUCCCUGUACAUCGGGAGAAGCUGAACAACACCAGGAGAACCACGCGGACGUCACAUCUCACGGCUGCCUCGUGUGCGGCGAGGAACACUCUAACCUCCCAGAACUACACAAACACAUGAGAUCUCACUCGGGAGAAAAGUGCCUCGUCUGCCCUGUGUGUGGCAAGACUUACCCCAGAGAAUUUGACUUCAAAGUCCACCUCAGAACACACACAGGAGAGAAACCCCACGAGUGCAUUGAAUGCGGCAAGAGCUUUGUUCGUAAACAAGGGCUCCGACAGCACCAGAGGACACAUGACGCCAAGCCCAUCGGACCGACCCGCCAGUUAGGCAGGCCAAAGCACUUAACCAGGGCUCAAAUGUCCAAGAAAGUGCCUAAGAUGGAGUGAUACGGAGAUGCAGGACUGCCAGUACUAUGACAAUUAGCCGCGACUUUGUCUCUUUAGUAGGUAGGAGUUGUUCUUCUCGCUGAAGCUGUGUCUGUGUUGUCGCCAUCUCUGAUCAGUUAGAUAAUCAUGCUAACUCUCACUCAUCUCAUCAAUCAACAUAUUAUGAUCAACAAAAAGGGGGAAAAAGUGUCCCUUUUUUGGGGGGUCAAUUUUUCAUCAAUGCUGUGAUGGUGCUAAGAAAUCAACCGUGACUUGUAGCCCACUUGUGAAAUGUUCCUCACUGAGAAUAACCAUGUCACGAUUAAUAAAGUAGCAUUCUGGUUAUGGUUCCUGUUUUCUUUCCCUCCAGCUCAGAUGGUGGCAGUAAUGUCCAGGCAGGAGAGGAUCUGAAAGACCCAAGGAAGUAGUAAUGUAGCUAGCUAAGCUAACGUUGGAUAAGCGGUUGUUUACGUUCUCACUUCACUGACCAACGUUAGCUUGCAACUAGCUAGCGUAACCUUUCUUUGAGCUGAACGCAACAAGGAAAGAACAACAUUUUUGUUCUUCGUAGCAAAGCCAGCAACGGUGGAUUAACGCAGGCACAGCGUACUUCUCGAGAUAAUUUCGAGUUCAUUCACAAUACAGGAGGUUAGCUAACGUCACCUAGGUAGCUAACUAGUUGGAGCCAUAGAUAUCCUAUUAAAUUACAAGAGGGGGCUACGCCAUAAACUCUCAAAGUUCCAUAGUGGAGCCAAAAUGGCAGCCAUCUUGGUCAGGGAGAAAUACAAAACCAGUCUAAUUGGUAUGAACGGCAGUAGGUGAUGCAUUUCCUGCUUUUACUGAUGCGGGAAAAUAAAAGUAGGGCAUGUGAUGAAUCAGAAAUUGUGUCAUAAAUUACAUUCAACCUAAAAAUAUUGGUUAUAUAAUUGUAAAUACCUGUUAUACAGGUUUUAUACAAAUGUUCUGUAUAAAUUGUCUAUAAAAUAUAUAUGCGAACAGACCA
Messenger RNA from Oncorhynchus tshawytscha (Chinook salmon), 3075 nucleotides. Its product is annotated as oocyte zinc finger protein XlCOF6-like. The record is from RefSeq and is a predicted model, not a curated record. Gene Ontology annotation, biological process: regulation of immune system process; negative regulation of transcription by RNA polymerase II; regulation of cytokine production. The transcript is spliced from 4 exons. The coding region runs from base 438 to 2093 and encodes 551 amino acids. Lineage: Eukaryota; Metazoa; Chordata; Actinopteri; Salmoniformes; Salmonidae. Gene Ontology annotation, molecular function: DNA-binding transcription factor activity; RNA polymerase II cis-regulatory region sequence-specific DNA binding.